Molecule: messenger RNA, 758 nt
Organism: Cantharellus anzutake
Lineage: Eukaryota; Fungi; Basidiomycota; Agaricomycetes; Cantharellales; Hydnaceae
Exons: 9
Coding region: 1-717 (238 amino acids)
Source: RefSeq, a predicted model, not a curated record
AUGAGCACUAUCAUUCGAGAGAUCGCUCCAGGAUUGGUUACCUUUUCUAGGCCUUUUCGUCGUUUUGGAGCCCCCAUUGGUGGACGCUCGACAGCUAUUAGAUUGAGCUCGGGAGAUGUUUUCUUGAUUGCGUCUACGCAACUUGACCAGGCUACCAAGGAAACGAUUGAGAGUUUGGGAAAGGUCAAAUACAUCAUAGCCAUUGACGCUGAGCACACUAUUUUCGUCGAAUCGUACCAAAAUGCCUACCCAGAGGCGAAACUAAUAGGCGUCGAAACCCUCGACAAGCGGAAACCUCACCUCCGCUGGGACCAUCUAUACACCUCCAACAAUCCACCUCCCUUUAGCCAACUUCCUCCCGACAUCUCCACCCAAUUCUUCCCUUCUUUCAUCAACAAGGAUCUAGCCAUCCUCCACAAACCAUCACGCACGCUCCUCGUAGCAGACCUCCUUUGGAACCUCCCCGCUGGAGAACAGAACGGUUUACCCACCGACUACGAGAAUUGGUUCCAUAGCCUCAUGAGCCCCGGAACAAGAUUUCAACGAGCGUUUCUUUGGCUUGCUUCGAUCAAGGAUGGAAAAGCCAUGAGCCGAGAUGCGAAAGUCGUUGAUGGCUGGGAUUUCAAUAGGAUAAUACCAUGUCAUGGAGACGUCAUCGAGACAGGAGGGAAGGAAGCGUGGCGGUCGACGUAUACCGGUUUUUUGAAGGGAACAUAGUGACAGUCGGUUUUUAAUCGGGAACCAGAAUUAGAAAUGGG